This is a messenger RNA of Macrosteles quadrilineatus (aster leafhopper), 1809 nucleotides long. Its product is annotated as zinc finger protein 239-like. The record is from RefSeq and is a predicted model, not a curated record. Gene Ontology annotation, biological process: regulation of transcription by RNA polymerase II. Gene Ontology annotation, molecular function: RNA polymerase II cis-regulatory region sequence-specific DNA binding; DNA-binding transcription activator activity, RNA polymerase II-specific. Bases 501 to 1451 code for a protein of 316 amino acids. The transcript is spliced from 3 exons. Gene Ontology annotation, cellular component: nucleus. Lineage: Eukaryota; Metazoa; Arthropoda; Insecta; Hemiptera; Cicadellidae.
AAUUGGCAAAAAAUUCAAAAACAAAAUUAUCUUCUAUUCAAAGUUUUUAAUCAAAUAAAAUAUUUCAUCAAAAUAAUCAACACCCGUCAUCUAGAAAAGGGUCUUUGGAAAUUGUAAUGGAGGAGAUGAAACCAAAUAUUGCUGUUUUGACUGAGCCAUAAUUAUGACUAAAGGUUGAGACAGUUAAAAGAAUUAAACUGCAGACUAUAUUGAUUUAAGAAUUGAUAUAAAACAAUAGAAGAUUGAAGAAAGACAAGAGAAAUGGGAAAAUCCCCCAAGUGUAUUAAAAAAUACCUAAUAGUAUUCAUAUCAAGAUUUGACUACGAGAUGAUUAAAUGUUAAAUGAGGGAUGUAGCCAGUUAUCAUGUAUCUGUUGUACAUUUAAUAAGUCCUACAAACUGGUACUAUAUAAAUUCAUACAAUUCCCUAUGGUUUAUUGUAAAUUCUGAUAAGGGACUGCUUAUGUGAUAUUCACAGUGAUAAAAAGUGUUAGAGUGAAAAUGUUAACUGACUCUAAAAACUUUCCUCUCAAAUGUCCAAUAUGUGAGCAAAGUUGUCCAUCUCAAUCUGCAAUGAAGGUCCAUAUAUUAUAUCACACCGGAGAACGCCCCUUUAAAUGUUUGAUAUGUGAGAAAACGUUUUUCCAACUAAACCAAGUAAAGAGUCAUUUGUUGAUACACUUUGGGAAGUCUCCUAUAUGUGGGGAAUCCAUUCAACUCCAAAGCCAUAUGAAGGAGCAUACACAAAUUCAUACGAGACGCUAUAAGUGCACUACAUGUGGAAAAUCCUUUGCAAGAAAAGACAAUAUGAAGACACAUACAUUGGUCCAUACAGGUGAGAGACCUUAUAAGUGCACUAUAUGUGAAAAAUCCUUUGCAAGAAUGAGCAAUAUGAAGACACACACAAUGGUCCAUACAGGGAAGAGACCUUAUAAGUGCACUGCAUGUGAAAAAUCAUUUACUUCUGGAAGUGAUCUGAAGAAACAUACAUUGGUUCAUACAGGAGAGAGACCUUAUAAGUGUGCUACAUGUGGAAAAUUCUUUACAACAAAAGGCAAUAUGAAGUCACAUACAAUUGCUCAUAGAGGAGAGAGACUUUACAAGUGCACUAUAUGUGAAAAAUCAUUUACUUCCAAAAGUGAUCUGAAGAGACAUACAUUGGUUCAUACAGGAGAGAGACCUUAUAAGUGUGCUACAUGUGGAAAAUUCUUUGCAACAAAAGGCAAUAUGAAGUCACAUACAAUUGUUCAUAGAGGAGAGAGACCUUAUAAGUGCUCUACAUGUGGAAAAUCCUUUGCACAAAUGGGCAAUAUGAAGACACAUACAUUGGUUCAUACAGGGGAGAAACCUUAUAAGUGCUCUACAUGUGGAAAAUCAUAUGCACAAAUGAGCAAUAUGAAGAAACAUUUAUUGGUUCACAGGAGAGAAACCUCAAGAGUGUACCACAUGUAAAAAGUUGUUUGCAUUCAUAAGCUGUAUGAAGAAGCCUUUUAAAAAGGUUCAUAUUGAAGAACUGACCCACCUCGUCAACCUGACUUAAAUUUAAAAUUUGCAAAAAAAUCAAAAACAAAAUCAUCUAUUUAAAGUUUUAAAUCAAUUAAAAUAUUUCAUCAAAAUAUUCAACACCUGUCAUCUAGAAAAGAGUCUUUUGAAAUUGUAAUGGAGGAGAUAAAACCAAAGUUUUAACUGAGCAUAAUAUAACUAAAGGUUGAGACAGUUAAAAGAAUUAAAACAGCAGAUUAUAUUGAUUUAAGAAUUAAUAUAAAACAAUAGAAGAUUGAAGAAAGACAAGAGAAAUGGGAAAAUCCCC